Molecule: messenger RNA, 3338 nt
Organism: Melanotaenia boesemani (Boeseman's rainbowfish)
Lineage: Eukaryota; Metazoa; Chordata; Actinopteri; Atheriniformes; Melanotaeniidae
Gene: rassf8a
Product: ras association domain-containing protein 8
Exons: 6
Coding region: 445-1809 (454 amino acids)
Biological process (GO): signal transduction
Source: RefSeq, a predicted model, not a curated record
CCCAGUUCCAGUGCGAUGUAUUUACCAGCAGGAGUAAUGAACCAGUGGAGAGGAGAGGGGCAUUUUCCCGCAGCUUGCUGCUGAGACCGCAGAGGACUGGCGUUGGGAGAGGUUACAGAAACUUUCGGACCGCGGCUUGAAACGUCCCUCGUCAGGGUUUGGAUGCGUCGGGGGCCUGUUAUCCUCUUUCCAAAGCGUGACUUUGUCGCAAUUCGCUGGAAGUGAUUUAUUGAGCAAUGGUGAGAGGGGACUAAUUUUGCGGAAUUCAAGCUUAUACCUAUGAUUUCUUCCCAAACUUCCAUCCGAGGAAGGAGUGCUGAGCGGAAUCUUAUUUGUACUACAAAGUGACUUAGCCAGAGUGGUUUCAGCUGCCCUGCAUCACCACAGUCUGUAAUAAUGUUGGAGCCAACACACCAUAACUGGCCCCCUCGAUUCUGACCCAAAAUGGAGCUCAAGGUGUGGGUGGAUGGAGUACAGAGGGUUGUGUGUGGAGUAACUGAAGCAACCACCUGCCAGGAAGUGGUGAUUGCUUUGGCCCAGGCAAUAGGUCGCACAGGAAGAUACACUCUGGUAGAAAAAUGGCGGGAUACUGAGCGCCACCUAGCUCCUCACGAGAGCCCCGUGGCUUCUCUUAACACGUGGGGUCAGUAUGCUGGAGAUGUCCAGCUUAUACUGCUUCGCACUGGCCCCUCACUGACAGAGCGACCCCCCUCAGAAGGCCCCCCGCUCAGGGGACCUGAACGUGGGCUACAUCGACAGAGUCUCCCUCCUCUAGCAAAGCUUCGUCAUCCCAACGAUCGUUCUCUUCGCCGCCGUGAACCGCGCCGCAAGUCUCUCACUUUCACAGGUGCACCCAGGAGUCUCAGGGACAUUCUGAGCGGAGGCCGAAUCAGUGAGGCUGAGGGCAAGCGAAGAUUUUUAAUAGGAAAUGGUGUGAAUCACCUCCAUGCAGGGCCAGCCAUUGGCCCAGCUUCUCCUGGCCUGUGGGCUUCUCGCAUGGAAGAUCUGGUCAGACUGGUCAGCUUACAGAGAGAGACCUUGAAUGUGCUGGAAAAAAAGUUGGAGGCCUAUGAAGCUGAGCUCCAAGCCUGGGCUGAGGGACGAAGUGGGCGUGGUGGAGGGUUCACCGCGGACCUGAGUAGAGGUGGAGGGUUUAUAGAAGAGAUCCUGAGAUUAGAGAAGCACUUGAGGAAGAAUGAGGUGGAAAUGGAGGAAGAGGAGUUCUGGGCUACAGAGCUGCAGAUUGAGCUAGAAAGUGAGAGGCAACUAGAGGAAAGACUGGAGGAGCUACGAGGACGUCUGGAGGGCUGUGAGCUGGAAAUCAAAGAAAAGCUGGCAAUGGUACAGGGUGUAGAAGCAGGCCUGGAAGAGGAGAAGCUGCAGAGAGAGCGGCAGGAGACCCAGUGGGUCAGUGAGGCAGAGGCUCGAACUCAGGUCCUCAGAGUCAAGGCAGAGUUGAAGGCCCAAGAGAGGCAGGCUGUCCAGCUGGAGAGCAGCUGCAGAGCUGUGGACAGAUCACUUGGACAAAGCAGCAAGAAACUGCAGGACAUGCAGCAUGAGCUGGAGCAGCUGACCAAGGAGCUGAGGCAGGUUAACCUGCAGCAGUUCAUAAAGCAGACUGGAACCAAGGUCACAGUGCUGCCAGCUGAACCCACUGAGGAUGACACUACCAACAGUCGUGGAAUAGAGUUAGUCCCACUGACUGGCUCGUUGAAGCGUCCUGUGUCGUCCCACCGAAUGUCCAGUCAUCUCCGUGUCCUCCACAGCCCCCUCAGCUCUGGCCUCAACCCAGAGGGGAUCUAUGUGUGACUCUGAUGAACUGGUGUGUGAGUCAGUAUCUAAUUACAGAAUAUCUCCAUAGCACACAACUAUGCAUUUUUUAAGUAAUUGAAAGCAUUAGUUUGAAGAAACAAUCUGAAUGGAAGUAAUGGAGCACUUAAUGGGCCGAAUAAUAUUAUAACAAAAAAUAAAAGCAACAGCUCUGUGUGUCUGAACAUGUUAGUCUGGCUGUUGUAGACUCCCUAUGUAAACAUAUCCACUUGAUGUACUUUGACUCUUACUUUAGUACCUGCUGGAUGAUUUGUAUUCUGCUCUCCUUAGCAUCUUGUUUCUAAAUCUUUGCCUUUUGAACAGUAUUCUUGAGAAUCUUGGUAAUGAAUCUUCCAGCAUUAUGACUGAUUCUUGUGUAAGUGAAGGACCCUCUUGUGUUUGUAGUAAAACUGUGAACCAUCUAUUUCUGUGCUCUGUUUGUUCAAGUUAAAACUAUGCACAUAUGAUUAAUGAUUUUUGUUACUCACUCAAAUGAUUGCUUACUGUAAACAUUUAUUUUUUAAGCUGUACUUGAUGAGCUAGUAUAUUUUACGACAAAGCGGUGCAUAUCCCAAACCCCAACCCUCCAUUCCUGCAGUAAUUGCUGCAUAUUAAAACAGUGUUAAUUAUACUCUUUAACUGAUUUUUUGUUCACGACUACACAGUAUAUUUUGAAUGUAUGCUUGUUUUUCUUCAGUAUCGUGUGGCCAAAGAUUAGCAGGUCUUGUUGCAUGAUUGUGUUGGCCAUAUACGAAUGUGCAGGGUUUCCACAGUGCAGUAAAUCAGUUCGUUGAUCUAAAAUUCCAGCAUGUAAUCACAGAAUGGACUGUUGCAGCUACAGUGUGUAACAGAAAGUGAUUAAGCUAUGGAAAUAGCUUGUGUGUUUGUCUGCAUGUGUGCACACACAGACUAGUUAAGGUUUGAAGCAUCUCUAGACUGUAGAUCAACUAUGUUUUGUGUGUCUGUGUAGAAUCAGAUUAGCCAAGUUUGAAGCCUCUAUUAGUUUGUAGUUGAGCUGCUAAACGCAUCCAAGUGCCUUAUAUUCAUUCCACAAAUAAUUCGUGUAUUGAAAUAAUGUACAGUAAAGACCUAGCGGGGACACUGAAGGAAUGAUUAUAGCUAGGUAAAAUCAUGUCAGUAGAUAUUAGAGCUCAACUGCGACAAAUGACAAAAGCACGAUGACAAAUAGUUUUUUCUGUCAACUUUUUUAGAAAUGUCAACAGAAAGAACACACUUGUUUUGCUCUAUAACUUGCCACUGUGUUGUUGUUACCAUAAUACCAUGUGCUGUAAAAUGUACUAACAUUUUUUUUUUUUUGUCUAGUGCAACAAAUGUGUACCACUGUUUUGAUCAAUACUGUCACAUAGUUGUGGUUACUGUUUACAACUGCAUAUCCUCUAGAAAACUCUAAGAUGUCGACUGUACAUAACCUAUUUUUAUUUUUUCUUGCCUUAAUAUACUGCAAAGUGUUGACAGGUGUGUAUGGCUGUAUGAUAUGGAUUGCAUUGUUCAAUAAACCAUCUGACAUA